Molecule: messenger RNA, 3269 nt
Organism: Mytilus trossulus (common blue mussel)
Lineage: Eukaryota; Metazoa; Mollusca; Bivalvia; Mytilida; Mytilidae
Product: putative beta-hexosaminidase
Exons: 9
Coding region: 68-3100 (1010 amino acids)
Biological process (GO): carbohydrate metabolic process; glycosaminoglycan metabolic process
Cellular component (GO): membrane
Molecular function (GO): beta-N-acetylhexosaminidase activity; polysaccharide binding
Source: RefSeq, a predicted model, not a curated record
UCCAUUCACUUAUUUAAAUAGUAAUUGUACAAGUGUAAUUCACAUUAAUACACACUACAAGACAACGAUGAGACUUCACGAUGUUGUCGCCGGCUUUGGUCUUCUGCUUGUUUUAAACACAGCAUUGUCCGAAGCAAACCUUGGAAACAUUGCUAACUCCCUAAAAGUUGGUUACGAUGUUGGACGUAAUGGACUUCCGUUAGACCUCGGUCCAGGACAGAGAAUAACAACAUACUUAGCAAACAUUACAUUGGAGAAUAUCGGAAAGACUCCUAUAAAUCCAGACGGAUGGAGUCUAUACAUGUGUCAUGAAAAGCUUAUACAUCCAAUGUUUUAUAAUAUAUCUGGAUUACAGUUCGCUGGUGGUGGUCUCAUAUUGCCAGGCAAUGUUACUGUUAUACAUAUUAAAGGUUGCAUGUUUAGUUUCACUCCGUACUUAGGAGAAGAUCCCAGAUUCAAAGCCCAACCUAUUGAACCUGGACAAACUCUUAUUAUUCCAAUAGUUGCAAGUGAGUUCUUAGUGAGUAGAUACUCUGUGUAUCCAAACUGGUAUAUUGCUAACAGAAGUCACACAAACCUUAUUCCUAAUACAAUGGAUAACGACCGGAAGUUUGUCGGUCCGUUCGAACAUAACAUUCAGUACACUCGAUACAUUAACGAUUUAGAUAGUAUCAAGUUAUCUCCAAUUGACCGAUAUCGAGGAUAUAGAUUUUUAAGCAAACCGGAAACUAAAUCUGAAAUUUUACCAACGCCAUUUAAGAAAACUGAAAACACGGGAUCAGUAAGCGUAAAUGGAAACUGGUUAAUUGAUUAUAAUGGAGUUCGAAAUUUGGCAAAUAUAGCAACAUACCUGCAAAGUAGUAUUAAGGGCGAGUCUGGUUUGUCACUUAGAUUGAGCAAUGUUGCAGAUGGAACACGUAAAGUAAUACAGAUCCUUCUAAGCAAACCCGCGGCUUCUACAAACCCUGAGGCAUAUACGUUACAAGUCAAUCCAAAUAAUGAAAGAAUUGUUAUCAAUGGAUUUUCUAAUGCAGCUGUUAUCAAUGGUAUAAACACAUUAAGAAGUUUGCUUGCCGGUGGGAGAACCAUUAAAAGUAUGACAAUUAAUGAUUAUCCCAGAUUCUCAUAUCGAGGACUCGAAUUGGAUCUCGCCAGUAAUUAUUUCCCGCCAAGUACCGUCAAAAAGGUCAUUGAUGUCAUGGCCCUUUACAAACUUAAUAAACUGGUGUUAAUUCUUGGUGAGGAAAAUGGUUGGAGGAUAGAAAUACCAGAGAUUCCUUCUCUCACUAAGAUUGGUAGUAAACGAUGUCACGAUCCAUCAGAGGACAGCUGUCUCUUUUCACAAUUAGGAUCAAAACCAGAUGGCACCGACGGAGGAUAUUUAACUGUUCAGAAUUACCAAGAUCUUAUUAAAUAUGCAGCUGUCCGAAAUAUUGAAAUAAUACCACAAAUACAUAUGGGAGUAAAAGCAAGAGCUGCUAUAAAGUCUAUGAGGGUACACACAAUGACAACUAAAGAUAAGUCCAUGGUGUUACAAGAUCCGACUGAUAUCCCUAGAUAUAUGACAUCAACAUUGUAUUCUGACUCAGCAGUCAACCCAUGUCUACCAAAUGAAUCCACUGAGAAAUUCUUUGAAUUUAUUUUAACAAAGCUGAAAAAGUAUCAUGAGAGCGCAGGCGUCCCGCUAAAAUACAUCCACGUUGGUGGAGAUGAUAGUCCUCCUCCUGCAUGGCUCAACUCCACACAUUGUCAACGUUUACUUCACUUAGAAAAGGAAGACUUGUACCUAGAACUUAAAGUGAAUUACAGUAUGGCUUUGGGAGAUAUAGCAACCAAACAUGGCGUAGGUUUGAUAAGUUUAGAGGAAUUCUUCAUGGCAUGGCCAUCACGUUUAGGGCCACCAAGGAUUGUACCAUUCCUGACUCCAUUCAGCAGAACCAGAUUUGGAAACUCCAGCGAUAUUAUUAGUAUCUCUACAACUAUUAAUCAAUUCCCACAAAGACGACGACCUCAACUGAUGGCCAACAGUGGUUAUAAGGUUAUUCUGCAACCAUCUGACUACACAGCCUUACAGUUUGCAGCAGAGCCGGACUCUGAAAUGCCUGGUGAAUAUGAUUCUAGAACACGAUUCAUCAAUGCCACAAAAGUCUUCAACUUCCUGCCCGAAAAUCUGUGCUGUAAUUUUGAACUUACAGACGCUGGAUCGUUUGGCUGCACAGUCCCGGAUCAAUGUGAACCACUAACAGAAAAAGACAAUGUUUUAGGUAUGCAAGCAUCACUUAGCACAAGGUUUGUAAAAGACGAGGAUACUUUGUUUAAAUUGUUGUUACCACGACUGAUACCAUUUGCUGAGAGAGCAUACCACAAAGCGGCAUGGGAAAACACUUAUCUACCUCCUAAACAGAUAUUUAACCCUCAGACUGGACCGGAAGUCGUAUUUUCAAAACCAGAUCUCGUUGCACGUGACGAAGAUUGGACACGUGUUGCCAGUAUCAUAGGAAAUAAAGAAUAUCCCCGAUUGGUUAAUGUUUUGAAUAUUAAACCAAACGUACUGCCACCUGGUGCCAAAAAGGAAAAAAUGGGAACAAAAGAAUUAUUACGAGUUGACACAUCUUACCCUGGUCUUACUCCGCAAAUAAAGAGUUCCCUGGCAGACUGGAGUAACAUCAAAAACACAACCGACGUCACUACUCUCAAACUCAAAGACUUUCAAAUGCGAACAUUGUUAAAUGGCAAGCAGAACAGAAGACUUGAGAGCAUUGAGCAGACGAUGCCGUUAGUCUAUCUGAGUUUAAAACAAGAAAUCCUGGGUAAUGUCACCAAAAUCCGUAGAGAGAUGGAAUUAGAACGGCAGAGACAAAUGCAGGCAGCACAAGCAAUGGAGUUCAGAAGGCGACAAGCUAUGAUGCAACAGCAACAACAAGCCAGUCAAUUUGCCAGAGCACAGAUGGGUGGUACGAAUCAAUUCAAUCAGUUUGGAAUGCCUCAACAACCAGCUCAGCAAGCAGGCGCCACAGGUGUAACCAAUCAACAGACAGCUGGGACGGCCACACAAGCUGCAGGAACACCGGUACAACAACAGUUUAAUCCUACCGGGUAGAAAGUUGUCACGACUUCUUCAUUCUAAAAUGACUAUAGUGAACAAUAAACGGCGUUUCUACAAAUGUGUUGAACUAGCCAUGGUCUUUCUGCCGUCCAUCCAGAUUUUAGCAUACGGCUUUGUGAAUGUGUCUUACUUUUUGAUAAAUAAAACUAACUUAUUUUGUUUA